Messenger RNA from Mya arenaria, 6957 nucleotides. Its product is annotated as G-protein coupled receptor-associated protein LMBRD2-like. Gene Ontology annotation, cellular component: membrane. The record is from RefSeq and is a predicted model, not a curated record. Bases 695 to 2866 code for a protein of 723 amino acids. The transcript has 14 exons. Lineage: Eukaryota; Metazoa; Mollusca; Bivalvia; Myida; Myidae.
CCAUAUUGAAUUUAAUGUAGAAGACUCAUCAGCAUAUUCAGGAGUGUUCAAAUACAUGUAAUUUAGUGUUUUGUAUUUGUAAAUCUGUUUGCUGACAAACUGACCUAAUGUUAAAGACUGCACAAAUUCCUAUGUGCACCUGGUGAAGAUUUUGAGCACGCUAUCUCUCAAUCUGCAAGCGGGCACUACUGCAUCCUAGUCCAAAUAAUUGUACGUUGACGGAUUUUUUUUAGAUUUUUGAUAUGGCAAAUCCUUCACGUACAAAUUGUUUAGUAUCAAAAGUGGGUAUUUGUUCCGAUCAGGAUUCCGGGUUAAAGCAUAUAGCGUCUAUAAAAUAUCAUAAAAACAAGAAAUAUUACCAGAUAAUGUUAUUUUAUAUUAGUUCCGUACACAAAAAAAUAAAUAUCCAACUUAUAAUUAUGAGUUUGACGGCUUUUUUUCAUUUCAUUCUGUCAAAACAUGAAGAUAUAUACAUGAAGGGCACCUGCAAGGCCAUAGGGCACAGUUUUAAAUCGCUCGGAACAUUUCGGCCAUGGCCAAGUUGUUACGAUUGUAUAACGAGGUCUAUCUCGAAGCUUUGUCGGAGAAGGCCGAGCUAUUACGAUUGUAUCGAGUUGUUCCCCUUCGCAUAAUUGUUGUCUGUGUCAGUCAACUUAAUUGGAAAGACAUUCAUAUCAACCAAAUCUAAGUAAAGAUGGGAGCUGGUCCACUUGUUGUUGAAAUCAUCUGCACAUGUUUCCUUGCUGCAUUCCUGUUGCAUCGCUAUGGUGACCUGAGGAAACAGCAUGUCCUUGUGACAUUAUUUACAUUCAUAGCGUGGUAUUUCUCAUUUAUGAUAAUAUUCAUCCUACCACUGGAUGUCUCAAAUACAUUUUACAAGCAAUGUGUGGAAGAAGAGCAUCGAAGAUCAAUCACGACAGCAAGCCCAACACAGGCUCCGUCAAAUGUGACAACAUCAGCCCCAGAGAAUGUCACCACACCCACCCUGAGUCAUGUUGGGCUGAGGUCUGUGAGCAUAGUCCAUUGUGAGGCCCCAGUGUCUCAUGUGCCGGACCAUGUUCUGCCCACUCUGUGGAAGAUUGUGUACUGGACAUCACAGUUUCUCACAUGGCUUUUGCUCCCUAUGAUGCAGUCUUACUCUCGAGCCGGAGAUUUUACAGUGAUGGGGAAACUGCGGUCAGCUAUCCUAGAGAACAUGCUGUACUAUGGCACAUACUUGCUCAUAUUUGGCAUUUGCCUGAUCUAUGUUGCUGCUAGACCUGAUUUGCACAUUGAUGGUGAGAAACUGAAGGUGAUUGGUGUAACUGCUAGCAACACCUGGGGUUUGUUCCUGCUUGUGUUGUUGCUAGGAUAUGGACUGGUCGAGGUGCCACGCUAUGUGUGGAACCAGUCUAAACACUCAUACAUGCUCCACAGGACAUACUUCAAGAUUGCCAAACAGAGCACGGAAAAGACAGAGGCUGAAGAAAAUCUGGAAGAUGUUUUAGAGGAAGUUAAGCAGGCCUCGGAAAAGAUCCGCUACAAUCAUUCCCUUCGAAAACAUGUGGAAACAAUAUUAGAAAAAUGCCCUGAAUCUGUCAAAAACAGCAUUAGUCGAAAUGAGGACUAUGAGGAUUACAACAAGAGUAUCGACACGCCAGCUGAAAAGAGCCUCGCCAAGCUUCACCGUAAUGUGAUAUACGCGAUGCAGACAAACAAACGCCACCAGACACAGUGGAGCAUGAUGAUGCAGACAGCGUUUAACCUUGAAGAUCAGAUCCUCAAUGAAAUGAGUGUGGAUAAGCGAUACAAGCACAGCUUUCCCGUGCAGAGAAACAAGUUAAUGCAGCAAUUCUUUACCCCGACUAUUGAGUGGUACUGGCGGUGCCUGUGUGCCCCAUGGGUGUGUCGUGUCCUCGCCAUUCUGCUCACCGUGUUCUCGUUCAUGGUCGUCUGGUCAGAGUGUCUCUUCUUCAUCAAGGAUCCUGUUCUCUCCAUCUUUGCUGUGUUUAUCAACCUGGCAAAGGAAAACUAUGACUAUGUCUACAUCGAGUUUGCCGGCAUUAUAACGAUAGCGUACAUCUGUACAUGUGCGUACUACAGUGUGUUCCAGAUCAAGAUCCUCAACUACUACUACAUCGCCCCCCACCAUCAGACCAACGAGUACAGUCUCAUCUUCACCGGCAUGUUGCUAUGUCGAUUGACCCCACCGAUGUGUCUCAAUUUCCUGGGCCUGAUCCACCUUGACAGUCAUGUGACCCACUCGGAGAACAUCCAUGAGACCGCAUACACGCUGAUAAUGGGCCAUAUGGACGUGAUCCCGAUUAUAUCAGAUGGGUUCAACAUCUACUUCCCGAUCAUGAUUGUGCUGCUGUGUAUCUGCACAUACUUCAGUCUGGGUUCCCGCAUUCUCCACUUCCUGGGCAUCAACCAGUUCAUUGGGGAUGAUGACCUCACACAGGAACUCGUUGAUGAGGGCAAGGAGAUUGUCAAAAGAGAGCGUCGUCGUCUUGACCGUAAGCUUGACAGUGAGCAAAGACGUCGGGAGUGGACAUCACGGUUUGGUGAUUCCUCCUCCAGCACUCGGAGUAACAGGCUUGAGUCGUCAGAGGACAUCAAGAUAAGGCCUGGCACUACAGGGCAAGCAAAGAUAGAUGCUGAAAGCAUGGAUAGUUGUAGCUACACUGUGCCCAGAAGUGUGAGCACUCAUGAUAAGAGUGGGCUCAUAAACGAGGAAGAGCCCGUAGACUUUAGAGAUGAGUCUGUGGGCUCUUACACCACGCCAAAUCCAGUGGGAGGGUACCAGACCAGCUCCCAGUUCACACGGGCCAAAGCGCACAGACCUACAGGCAGGGCUCCCCCCAAGGGAAUCUUUGAUGAUGUAUGAUUGUCAUAUGUGUUGCCAAUGUUAGAAACAAUUAGUACUCAUUAUAUUAAAUUCUCAUUUGGUUGUGUUCAAAUUAUUCAUCAUAAAAUUAUAACAUUGUUACCAAUAUAAGUGUCACAUGUUGUACAAAGUGAACAUUUGAUAUAUAAGUUUUCUUCUAUCUUUCUGCUAUACACCUGUGUACUGACAAAACUGUUUGACAUGCAUGUAUCUACAUACAAACAAGAUUCCAUAUUCAUUUACAGCAAGAUGUUUAACACUUGCUGAUUGGGGCAUUGUAUGUGUAACACUUACUAUUUAUCAAACUGAAAACUGAUCAAACUUCCUUGCAGCGAUUUUUCUUGACUCUUUUUUUACAUGUACCUACAUGUUUAUGUUAAGACCAGACAAUUAAUUGUACACAGUUAUGUUAAAGUAGACAAUUAGUAGAUUUGCUUAGAAUAUUAGCAUAAAUGGGCAAUAUUCACAAAAUUUCUUAUUAGAUGUUUUAAAUUCUGGCUAGUAAAACAGAAUUGUCCAAUACAUAAGCUGUCUGAUACAUUGAUCAUUAAUUUCCUUGCAAGUAUUACAGAUACUCAAGUAAUUGACUUGAUGCUUGAAUAAGAUUAGGUCUACUGUCUGUAAUGAACCAGUUGCUAUAGCAAUUAUUGUGACAUGUGGUGGUCAUUUGUUGGAGGUUUACCAGUUAAUCCAUUGGAUAUUGCAACCAUGUGCUUAUAUUUAUUUACAAUACAUACUCCUAUUAUUGGGCAACUGAUUGUUUGAUUGUCAACUGGCGACUUGUCAAUUGUGUUUAAGGAAGGAAUCUAUAAGCAUUUAAGUCAAUGUGUAAUUUUGUUUGUCAAGGUACUUCACAGUCUUACAGUCUCAACAUUGCUACUACUGUUUGCAAAUUAAUGAAGCAAUGUGUACUCAUUAAUUAGCUAGAAACAGCAUGAUGGUAAAGCAUUUUUGCAAACAAGAGGCAGUCAAUUUGUUCCGCACGAUUUAGUACAGUCAAUUUUCAGCAUAAUUUAGGGCGUUGAUUUCAUUGGCUUAGUGUUGUGAAACCAAUCCAAACUAAACAUGUAUGGAUCCUUUGCGGGUGUAUGAGCCCACCCCUUAGUAGUUAGUCCCACCUUGAUAUGUGAAACUCUGACAUGGGCCGUCGAUUUUCCUUGAUGUGUAAAGUAAAUGGACAGGCUAUAGAUGCUGCUCUUGAUUCAGAAUUCACUUGAUGUAAUAGGGUGACCAUUCAAUGCACCAACAACUUCAAAUGCAAAGUUCAUUUGCAAACAGUAGUACAAUGACAGCUUCAAUUAUUUAUAUGGGGUAGUCUCAGUGUCAUGUCAAUUGCAUUUGAUAAAUAUUCAUAUAUUUCAGACUUUCAAUGUUAUUAGUUUAUUAUCAUGUAGUUGCAUAAUGAUCAAACCAUAUAUGUUUACCUGUAAUAGUUAAUGUUAAAUUUCUUGAUGUGGUGUGAGAGUGAGAUGUGAUAAAUGAUUGACUUUUGAAAGUUUUGAUUGUGAACAGUCUAGACUGUACAAAUGAUUAUUGUACAUGUUCAUUUCAUCACCUUCAUGCAAGAACUAAAUAUGUGCAUAUUGAAAUAGAAGCAGAUAUUGAGUUCUUGCACUAAGGCUACGAUUUACAUGCUUGAUAUGCAUACCCUUUUUCAUAUAAGCUUUCCUGUAUGGUCACAUUUGUGUUGCGAGUCUGGUCUGGGGACAUGGACAUUGAAGACAUGGUGGCCAUCUUUUCCACAAACGUUCUACCAAAUAUCAUGAGAUGAAGAAUUUCAUUUCAAUAUUACAUCAGUGUCACAAAUUGAGUUAACCCCAUUUUACUUCCAAGAUUAUAUAUAUAUAUACACUAUUAUUGUACUGUCUAAGAUGAAUGCACAUUUUUGCAAUGUAAACUCCAUGUGACAUCGAUGAAACUUGUGGCCUCAUUGACACUGCCACUGCUCAAGCAGCCUAAUUUAUACUAGGCUCAAUUGUCUUCGAAGUGUUAUUUUUCAGCGUUGUAGUUGAAUUAUUGCAAAUGUUCAGCAAAUAAGGAACUUUUGAAGUGCGUUCAUCCGUGUAUGAAAACAUUUGGUAAGUGCACGGAUAAUUAUGAAGUCCUUUAGAAUUCACUAACCUUGUACUGAUGUUUUUGUACACAGAUGAACCACAAUACUCGAACAAUUAAUCCUUAAAAUCUUGGUCUAUACUGAAAAAGUAUAUUUUGAUGCAGCCAGUAACAACUGAAGUCAAUGGCUAUUAGUUUUCAGAAAUCAUAAUAGAAAAUAUGGUGUAUUUUUACAAACAAAAAAAAAACAAAUAUUUAAUCAAAUUAACACUUUUUCUGCUUCAUUUAAAAGAUUUGGCUACAAACAAAAAUAGAAUUGGCAUAUACGUGGCAAUCAAAAUACUGUACAAAUAUUAUGACAAGUUGUUGUUAUUUCUUAUCUUCACAAAUAUUAGUGAUUGAUGCAUCCAGUAUCAAAUGAUAUACAAUCUGAACAGUAAAACUAUACAUACAUGGGGACUAUAUAUUGGCAUGGACCUAUAAACCAUGGAUUGGCAACUCUCAUCUGUGUUAAUGCGAUAAUCUCAAACUCACGCGUGCAGCGGGAUUUCAUUCCGAGAUCUUACCGUGUGGUCAUUUUCGAGACGUCCGACAUCGGCCGAAUAUAUACAUGUAGGAAAACAUUAAUUAAAAUUGACUCAAAUGCGCGGUACUUUCAUUUGAGUUGAUAAUAGUCCAAUGGAAUCUGAUUAAAAUCACAGUUAUUAAUUAUGACUAAAUCUAUAACGAACAAGGCAUUAUUAGCAGAGUUGGCGGAAAUAACCGAAGAUCACCGUUAAUCACCAAUUGGAGAUUCGGCGGAAUUUUCCGAUAUUUUCCGAGCGCGCGCUAAGGAUUAUGGGUAAAUUAUUAUUUCUUAUCGUUUAACUGAUAUGGGGCAGUUGCCAAUCCAUGGUUUAUAGGUCCGUGAUAUUGGGUAUGUCAUAAGAUGUGAUAUAAUUUUUUAGCCAAUGAUCAUUUCAAAUGCAUUUAUGUGCAAAUGAAUAAUGGCACAUGUAAAGAUAUGACCCUGAAUGCAUGUUGUGUGUGUUAUACUGUUAGAUUACCUCAAUUUAUUCUUAUUAUGUCAUGAACUCCAUGUUGUAUUAUGUUUUGAUCUGACACAAAAAUGGAAUAUUAUCGGAUAUGACAUUGUGAUCUAUAUUGUUUGUACAUUUGUUGUUGUUAUCUUUUAUUUAUUGCAAUAAUUGUUAUAGAUGAUUUACAUAUUAUAUAAGACAAUAUGGGUGUUGUGGUUGUUAUAGUUAUGACAUCAUAAGUUUGCAAUGUGAUGAGCCAGUUAAUCAUUGUGAUGUAUAGAUAGUAUCUUUCUACUUAUUAUAUUCUUAAGCUAUGUUAUGCCACACUGCUUUUGAAUGAAUUGGAUUGCUUAUUAUUGGAAAGUAAGUGUGUGGUCAAAGUUUGUCACUUUAUUUUGAGAUCCUGAAAGAAAUUUACUAUGUAUAUAUAUAUAUAAUUAUAAUAAAUGAUAAAUAUAUUUACAAUGAAAAAAUAAUGGCUGUAAAUAACAGUUACUGUAAAUAGAUCUGUGAGUAGAUCAUUGUCAUUAUAUAGAAAUCCAUUUUUACUCACACCAGACAAAAAGAUAUACACAGAUUUGUGCUGAUAAUGAUGUUGCAUGCAGUAAAAUGAUGUCCAACAUCAAGCUUAUUAUAUUUUGCAGCGGACAUUCAAAACAGGCAAAUUUCAAAUUUCCAUCACUCUACAAAUUACUAGCAUUCCUCCACUUUCGUAUUUUAUACUGCACAACUGCAACUCAGAAUAAGAAAUUCAAUUUAGUUUAUCCACUAUUGGUUACUUUUUUGUUUUGUUGGUCAUGCAUAUAACCUUGUAUGUAAUAGCCAAGUAUCAUUUGAAUGGACAGAAAAUGAAAUAAUAAAAAUGCAUGCUUGUUUUUUUUUUCAGCACUGCCUUUUCCAUCUCUAAUUCUUGUAAACCUAUAUAUUAUUAAAUAGCAUCACCAUUUGUGGUUAUGCUCUUCAACAUGUUGGUUUAUAGUUGGUAACUUUUAUUUGCCAGUAUGAAUAAAAUAUGGGAAA